AUGUCAUUUUUGAAACAGUUCACGCCAUCUACUGGGGAACACAAACGCUACGCAAAAUCGAUAAAGCUCAUGAAGACGAAUAGACCCGGCUUGCACCAACGCAACACAGAUCUCGUGCAGGAGCACACGCUUUUGGUACGGACACAAGAGUUCAACUUUAAAGGCCCAGUCGAUGUAAAUCAAGAUAACCAAUACAUAAAUAAGCUGGGCCACUAUGUCCCUAGAAGAACGCACAUAGCCGCGCAGACGGUAAACACAAUAGAACUUAGGAAAAACCGUAACGAACUGACACAAAGAAAUCGUUAUACAGAACAGCAGAUGCAAGCAUGA
Molecule: messenger RNA, 330 nt
Organism: Macrosiphum euphorbiae (potato aphid)
Lineage: Eukaryota; Metazoa; Arthropoda; Insecta; Hemiptera; Aphididae
Source: the annotation of a GenBank genome assembly